Messenger RNA from Temnothorax curvispinosus, 1260 nucleotides. Its product is annotated as golgin subfamily A member 6-like protein 22. The record is from RefSeq and is a predicted model, not a curated record. NCBI's taxonomy places the organism in Eukaryota, Metazoa, Arthropoda, Insecta, Hymenoptera, Formicidae. The transcript has 2 exons. Bases 1 to 1260 code for a protein of 419 amino acids.
AUGAGUGAAGGGAAAGAAAACGGGAAGGAGGGAAAGGGUGCAAUAGGUAAGGUUAAGGAAAAGGAGAAAGUUAGAAGGGGGAGCACGGGAAAUAUAGAAGAGUUAUGGAAGAGGAAGAGGGAGGAAAUGGAGAAGAGCGGGGGGGAGGAAAAGGAGGAGAUCUUUAAGAGAAGUAAUAUGACGGCAAGAUCUCCUAAAAAAGACUCGGAGAUAAGUGUGAAGGAGUUGGGAGAAAGAAUGGGAGAAAUGAUGGAGGAAUUUAGGGCAGUGAGAGAAGAGCUAAGGGAGGGUUUCAAGGAGCAGGGUAGGAAGAUGAGAGAAGAGAUAGAGGACCUGAGAAGGGAGUUUAGGGAGCGUGAGAAGAGAUGGAAAGAGGAGAGGGAAGAGACAAAUAAGCAGAAGGAGAAAAUGGAAGAAAGAAUAAGGAGAUUGGAGGAAAAAAUGGAAGAGAGGAAGGAGGAGAAGAAGGAGGAGGAAAGAAACGGUAGAGGGGAGGUGGGGGAGAAAAUGAGAGAGCUGGAGAGAAGGCUGGAAAGGAAAGAAAAGGAGGAGAGAAGAAGAAACAUUGUAAUAAGAGGGCUGGAAGUAAAAGAAGGAGGGAGGAGAGAAAAUGCAGAAAAGUUGCUUGAAGGAAUAGGAGCGAAAGUAAAGGUUACAGAGGUGAAGAGAAUAGGAGGUGAUGCAGAAGAAGGAAGGGAAAUGGUGCUGUUAAAAUUGGAGAACGAAGAACAGAAAUGGGAGGAUUUUUGGGAAGGGCUGAAGAAAGAAGAUGUGUUAGUCAUGUUAGAGACCUGGAUAGGAGAAAAGGGUUGGGAAAGAAUAAGGGGGAGACUUCCAAAAGGGUACGAGUGGGGGGUGCAAAUGGCGAAGAAAAAGAACAAAAAAGGAAGAGCAAUAGGAAGGAUGAUAAUGGGAAUAAGGAAAGGAUUAAAAGAAAAGGGAACGGCAAUAGAAGUAGAGAGGGAGGGUUGGAUUGCGGGAAAGGUCAGAACAGGUGGCGAGAACUGGAAUAUUAUAGGGGUGUAUGCAAAGAAAGAGGGGAUGGAGGAGAUCGUACAGGAGUUAGGAGAUAGAAUGGAAAAGAAAGAAGAAGGAAGGUAUACGAUAAUUGGGGGAGAUUUUAAUGCGAGGACUGGUCAAGAAGGUGGGAGGAUAGAGGAAGAGGAGGGAGGAGGACUGGGAGAAGGAAGAAGGUCGAAGGACAAGAAGGUGGACAAAGAGGGGAGGCUGUUGGUAAAGAGCUUAGAGGAGAGAGGAUAG